Molecule: messenger RNA, 894 nt
Organism: Exophiala spinifera
Lineage: Eukaryota; Fungi; Ascomycota; Eurotiomycetes; Chaetothyriales; Herpotrichiellaceae
Exons: 1
Coding region: 1-894 (297 amino acids)
Molecular function (GO): phosphoprotein phosphatase activity
Source: RefSeq, a predicted model, not a curated record
AUGGGAGACGUUGAGGAACACGAGUUUGAUAGCCUGCUGAAUUUUCGCGAUGUUGGUGCUCACAUCAAUUCCAUCGUUGGGUCGAACAUUCUGAACACUGGCCUGUUCUUCCGGAGCGCUCGGCCAGAUGAAUGCAGUGCGUCAGACGGUCAGCAUCUGACAGCGAAACUGAAAAUAAAGACCAUCAUCGACCUUCGCUCAAAUACCGAACACAUCAAUGCUGCGAAAAAGCGGUCAGAGAUUGGCCUCAACUCGACAUCGGCUGCUUUGCCGUCAUCCGAUCAAGAAGUCAAUCAGUCACAUCAACUUCCAGGUGUGCGUUACGCCAAUAUCAACCUCAACGGCAAAGGUUUCGAACGCCAUCUCAUCUGGCAGUUGAAAUAUACCAGCUUAGCCAAGCUAGUGUUUCUGAUGGCCUUGGGUUAUCGCACCGAGGGCAUUGCAGUGCUGGGACGAGAGCUGAUGCAACCUCGUGGGCUCAUUGGUCUUGGCCUAGAUACCCUAGACCAUAGCGGUCCUGAAGUCAAAGAAGUCUUUGAUGUUCUCUCCGAUCAGGAGGCGUGGCCCAUCAUGGUGAAUUGCACACAGGGCAAAGAUAGGACCGGCAUGGUGGUGCUGUUGGUUCUCCUCCUCUGCGAUGUCAGCUUGGAUGCAAUCUCCAAGGACUAUGUCAGAUCUGAACCAGAGCUGGAACCGGAAAAGGCAGCGAGGAUGGAAGAGAUAUCGAGCAUUGGACUGGACGAAUCAUUUGCAGCUUGUCCGCCGGACUUUUGUGAGCAGGUCGUCCAGCAUCUUGACUCUACCUACGGGGGUCUUUGCAAUUACCUUGACAAGAUUGGAGUUGCCCAGGAUCAAAGAGAUUGUGUCAGGAGGAUGUUGAGAAGCAUUCCAUGA